UGCAUCGUCAUCAAUUCUUCGGGCGGAAGCAGCAUGGCCAGCAAGGAGAUCCAGUGAGAAGUAGACGCUAUUGGUUUCAUUGUAGAAUUCAACAGUUUUUUUUUUUUUCUACCCGAACCGAGUCAAAAUCCAGGAGACGGUACCCUGUCACGUAGCGCUUACAGUAAGCAAGUAAAAUUGAUCUGCGUUUGAAGAUAGCAUAACAACACAGUAACACUACACUUGCAAAGGUGAACUGCUUUAGUGCACACUGAAAACAGAAAUUACAGUUUGGCAUCUCUUCCCUGUAGGACUGCAUACCUGCCCCACCAACCCCUUUCCAAAAUGUCUGAGGGGUGUGAGCCCCAGCCCCCCUCCCAAGAGACCCUGCUGGAGAGAGUGAGAGGACUGGAGAGGGAGGUGGAGAGACUGACAGCCGAGCUUAGCAGGAGGGAGGGAGGAGGGAAGAAGAGAGACAGGGAGGGAGGAGUGAAACCGAGAACUCCAAAGAGUGACGGAGGGAAAGAGGAACCAGAUGGAAAGAGAGAGGGAGGAGGACAGCAGGCUGUGGAGGAGGGAGCAGGCAGUGAGACAGGAGGAGUGCAGAAUGGAGCGCAGGACUGUGGGGGGCACACACCGAGGAGUAGAAAGAAGUCGUCCCAGGCUCGGGAGUUUGAUUUCGGGGCGCACCCUCGGCGCCACGUGGCCCUGCGGCUGUCCUACCACGGCUGGGCGUACCAAGGCUUUGCGUGCCAGGAGAACACGGGCAAUACUGUGGAGGCCAGGCUGUUUGAGGCCCUGCUGAAAACCAGGCUGAUCGCAGACAGACAGAGCUCCAACUACCACCGCUGCGGCCGCACUGACAAGGGGGUCAGCGCCUUCUCACAGGUGGUCUCUAUCGACCUGCGCUCCACCCAGUUUGAUGGGGGUCUGGGGGUGACCCCCCCAUCCUGCAGCAGUAAGAAUGUCUCGAAUUCAGCAGAGCUCCCAUACGUCAAAAUCCUGAACCGCGUUCUUCCAGAAGACAUCCGCGUACUGGACUGGGCUCCGGUACACACAGGAUUCAGCGCGCGCUUCGACUGCCAGUCCCGGACUUACCGGUACUACUUUCCAAGAGGAGCCCUGGAUGUGCCGCUCAUGAAAACUGCCGCCAAACGCUAUGAAGGAACGCAUGACUUCCGGAACUUGUGUAAGAUGGAUGUGGGGAACGGAGUCCUGCAGUUCCAGAGAACCAUCCUCUCCGCUGACAUCACACCUGUCCGCUGUUCCUGUGACCCCGGUGAUGACCCCUACGACCUUUUUGUCUUCGAGGUCACAGGCCUGGCCUUCCUGUAUCACCAGGUACGAUGCAUGAUGGCUGUCCUGCUCCUGAUUGGACAGAAGCUGGAAACUCCAGACAUCAUAGACCAGCUAAUGGAUGUGGAGAACAAUCCCAGAAAACCCCAGUACAGCAUGGCAGUGGACUUCCCCCUAGUACUGUACGACUGCUGCUUCGAGGGCGUGUCCUGGCAGGGAGGGGACAGCGAGGUCUCUCACUCCGUCCUGUCCAGACUGCAUCAGCAAUGGACAGAGCUGACCGUCAAGACUGAGCUGGUCAGGGACAUGAUCCGGGGCCUGCAUAGCGCAGGCCACUCCUCAACCCCGCUGUGCUCUCUCCUCGAAGGAUCCAGGCCCCGCCAGUACCGCCCCCUGCUGGAGAGACCGUGCUGUGAGAGUCUGGAAUCCAGGAUAGACCACUUUGUGAAAAGAGGGAGACUGGAGAGAGGGGAGAGUGAGGAGGGAGGGGCUGUGAUACACCGGGGCAAGAAGGCAAAACACACAGACAGCUAGGAUAGGAGAGAGACACAACUGGGGAAAAAACCCCAACACAGCCAAGGGAGCUGAGAAAGACUGGUAACAAAAGUAGUUCUAAAAAGCUUCAGGGCUGUUAGAAGUGAUUUAUUUAGUGUUUAAUUUUAUUUAACAGAACUGUCCAGUACAAUUGAUGAUGUUUCCUAAAGUCAUGUAUAAUAAAGAAGCUGUUUGUUUUAA
Molecule: messenger RNA, 2010 nt
Organism: Polyodon spathula (Mississippi paddlefish)
Lineage: Eukaryota; Metazoa; Chordata; Actinopteri; Acipenseriformes; Polyodontidae
Gene: pus3
Product: pseudouridylate synthase 3
Exons: 7
Coding region: 325-1809 (494 amino acids)
Biological process (GO): tRNA pseudouridine synthesis; mRNA pseudouridine synthesis
Cellular component (GO): cytoplasm; nucleus
Molecular function (GO): pseudouridine synthase activity; RNA binding
Source: RefSeq, a predicted model, not a curated record